AUGGCGGGACCUGGCGGUUGGAGGGACAAGGAAGUCACGGAUCUAGGCCACUUGCCGGAUCCAACUGGAAUAUUCUCACUGGAUAAAACCAUUGGCCUUGGUACUUAUGGCAGAAUCUAUUUGGGACUCCAUGAAAAGACCGGUGCAUUUACAGCUGUGAAAGUGAUGAAUGCUCGUAAGACCCCUUUACCUGAAAUAGGAAGACGAGUGAGAGUGAAUAAAUAUCAAAAGUCUGUCGGCUGGAGAUACAGUGAUGAAGAAGAGGAUCUCAGGACUGAACUCAACCUUUUGAAGAAGUACUCUUUCCACAAGAACAUUGUGUCCUUCUACGGUGCAUUUUUCAAGCUGAGUCCCCCUGGCCAGAGGCAUCAACUUUGGAUGGUGAUGGAGUUGUGUGCAGCAGGCUCGGUCACUGAUGUAGUGAGAAUGACCAGAAAUCAGAGUUUGAAGGAAGAUUGGAUUGCUUAUAUCUGCCGAGAAAUCCUCCAGGGCUUAGCUCAUCUUCAUUCACACCGUGUAAUUCACCGGGACAUCAAAGGUCAAAAUGUGCUACUGACUCAUAAUGCUGAAGUAAAACUAGUGGAUUUUGGAGUGAGUGCCCAGGUGAGCAGAAUUAAUGGGAGGAGAAAUAGCUUCAUUGGGACACCAUACUGGAUGGCACCUGAAGUGAUUGACUGUGAUGAGGACCCCAGACGCUCCUAUGAUUACAGAAGUGAUGUGUGGUCUGUGGGAAUCACUGCUAUUGAAAUGGCCGAAGGGGCUCCUCCCCUGUGUAACCUUCAACCUUUGGAAGCCUUAUUUGUUAUUUUGCGAGAAUCUGCUCCCAAAGUCAAAUCCAGUGGAUGGUCCCGCAAGUUCCAUGAUUUCAUGGAAAAGUGCAUGAUAAAAAAUUUCCUAUUUCGUCCUACUUCUGCAAACAUGCUUCAUCACCCAUUUGUUCGGAAUAUAAAAAAUGAAGGACAUGUUGUUGAGUCAUUAAAGAAGCAUCUUACUGGAAUCAUUAAAAAGAGACAGAAAAAAGGAAUACCUCUGAUCUUUGAAAGAGAAGAAGCUAUUAAGGAGCAGUAUACCAUGAGAAGAUUCAGGGGACCUUCUUGUACUCAUGAGCUUCUGAGACUGCCUACCAGCAGUAGAUGCAGACCACUUAGAGUCCUGCAUGGAGAACCCUCUCAACCAAGGUGGUUACCUGACCGAGAAGAGCCACAGGUUCAGGCCCUUCAGCAUCUCCAGGGAGCUGCCAGGGUGUUCAUGCCACUACAGGCUCAGAACGGUACACCUAGGCCUCUACAGGGGCAAGCCCAGGCACCUCAGCAACUACAAGGGGCUGCACGGAUGUUCAUGCCACUACAGGCUCAGGUGAAGGCUAAGGCAUCUAUGCCCCUUCAGAUGCAGAUGAAGGCACCUCCACGACCACAGAGGACAGCCUGCAUGUUUAUGCCACCACAGGCUCAGGUGAAGGCCCCUAGGCCUCAACAGGUACAGGCCCAGGUAUCCAAAAAGCAGCAGGCUCAAGGCCAACCCCAGGCAUCAGGAGAGCCCCAGGAUCUGGAUCAGGUGCCAGAGGAAUUUCAGAGGCAAGAUCGGGUGCCUGAACAACAGCAAAGACACGGCCGGGUCCCUGAACAACACCAGAGGCAGAAUCACAUACCUGAACAGCCGCGGCAGCCGAAUGGGGCACCUGAACAGCCAGAGGUACAGGAACAGGCUGCAGAGCCUACACAGGCAGAGGUGGAGGCAGAGGAGCCCGAGUCAUUACGAGUCCAUGCCCAAGUGUUCCUGCCCCUGCUGUCACAGAACCACCACGUGCUGUUGCCGCUCCAUUUGGAUACUCAGGUGCUCAUUCCAGUAGAGGGGCAAAUCGAAUGGUCACCUCAAGCACAAGCCUGGGCUCUAGACCCCACACAGGCAGUUGGCUCAGUUCAAGCACUCAUAGAGGGCCUAUCAAGAGACUUACUUCGAGCACCAAACGCACAUAACUCAAAGCCGCUUGGUCCACUGCAAAUCCUGAUGGAAAACCUGGCAUCAGACAUGUUUUACUCUCAACCAGAACAAGCACGGAAGAAAAAAUCAAAAGUUUCUAGUCUAAGGCAGGCAUUGGCAAAAAGACUAUCACCAAAGAGGUUUCGGGCAAAGCUGUCAAGGAGACCUGAAGUGUUUGAGCUCUCAGAUUUAGAAGCCCAUAGGCAAAGGCGCCAAUGCAGAUGGGAGGAUAUCUUUAAUCAGCAUGAGGAAGAACUGAGACAAGUUGCAAAUGACAAAGAAGAUGAAUCAUCAGAUAAUGAUGAAGCAUUUCAUUCGAUUCAGGCUGAAGUCCAGAUAGAACCAUUGCAGCCAUACAUUCCAGAUCCUAAAGAAGAUGAGGUUCAAGAGAGAUCUGCUUCUAUGCCUUACAACCAGGAUCGUGUACAUCGUGUCAAGUUCUCUUCAAGUGUUCCUCAGCGGUCUCUUUUGGAACAAGCUCAGAAGCCCAUUGACAUCAGACAAAGGAGUUCGCAAAAUCCUCAAAAUUGCCCAGCAGCAUCAGAAUCUUCUUCUGAGGAAGCAAGUCCUGUGGUCAGGAGGAGGUCCCAGUCAUCACCACCUUAUUCUACCAUUGAUCAGAGUUUGCUGGUUGAUAUUCAUGUUCCAGAUGGAUUUAAAGUAGGAAAAAUAUCACCUCCGGUUUACUUGACAAAUGAAUGGGUAGGCUAUAAUGCACUAUCUGAAAUCUUCCGGAAUGACUGGUUAACUCCUGCACCUGUUGUUCAGCCACCUGAAGAGGAUGGUGAUUAUGUUGAGCUUUAUGAUGCUGGUGCUGAUACUGAUGGUGAUGAUGAUUCUAAUGAUGCUUAUGAAGAUAGUUAUGACCAUGACAAUGGCAGUGAUGAGUUGAAUGACCAGGUUGAUCAGGCUAAUGUUGUUGGUGAAGACCAUGAUGAUGAUGACAAUGAUGAGGUUAUUGAUGACAAAGGCAAUAAUCCUGAUGAUGCUUCUAACUGGCCAAGGCCAAGCUGUGGCAGAGGCAGAAGCUACAAGCAAGAUGGUAAAGAUGGAAGUGAUAGAGGAGAAGGAUCUUUCAGCAGCUAUGGAAGUCAGAGAGCUAAUAGAAGCCAUGGAGGAAGUGCAGCCCGUGGGGACGGUGCAGCCAUUGGAGACCAUGAAGAACACAGAGCGAAUGUAGGCAGUGGAAGAAGAGGCAAGGAGAGUAAUGGAAAUGAGGGAGUCAGUGGAACCAAUGAAGAAAGUGAAGCCCAAGAACUGAAUGGAGGAGAAAAUUGCUCAGAGACAGAUGAUCCAAUAUUGGAGAGACCAGCAUUCCAGGAAUUUGAACAUCAACUAGAGGAGGCAGGUGGUAGAAGUGAGGCCUCAAAUGCCGUUGCCCUAGGUGCUGCACCCGCAGUACCUGAUGCUGAGAACGACGCUGUGGACAUAUCAGAAGUAUCAACAGAAUCAGGUUUCUCUGCCAGCCACUCAUCUCCCUCCAAUGAUUCUGAAAGGACUGCAAAUGCUGACUUUGCCAGUGCCAUCUUAUAUGCUGGAUUAGUGGAAGUACCUGAGAAAUCAUCUAAGCGACCCUCUGACGUUAACGUUAACCCAUUAUAUGUCUCUUAUGAAUGUAAAAAACCACUAAUCCACAUGUAUGAAAAGGAAUUCACUUCUGAGAUCUGCUGUGGUUCUUUGUGGGGAGUGAAUUUGCUGUUGGGAACUCGAUCGAAUCUGUAUCUGAUGGACAGAAGUGGAAAGGCAGACAUUACUAAACUUAUAAAGAGAAGACCAUUCCGUCAGAUUCAAGUUGUAGAGCCACUCAAUUUGCUGAUUACCAUCUCCGGCCGUAAGAACAGACUUCGAGUGUAUCAUUUGACCUGGCUGAGAAAUAAGAUUUUGAAUGAUGAUCCAGAAAGUAAAAGAAGACAAGAGGAAAUGCUCAAAACAGAAGAAGCCUGCAAAGCCAUUGAUAAGCUGACAGGCUGUGAACACUUCAGUGUCCUCCAACAUGAAGAAACAACAUAUAUUGCAAUUGCUUUGAAAUCAUCGAUUCACCUGUAUGCAUGGGCACCAAAGUCCUUUGAUGAAAGCACUGCCAUUAAAGUGAUGUGCAUUGAUCAAUCAGCAGACUCCGAAGGAGACUACAUGUCCUAUGAAGCCUAUAUACGAAUACUGGCAAAAAUACAGGCAGCUGAUCCAGCAAACCGGUUUAAGAGACCAGAUGAGCUCCUUCAUUUGCUGAAGCUCAAGGUGUUUCCAACACUUGGUCAUAAGCCAGUGACAGUUGACCUGGCUAUUGGUUCUGAAAAAAGACUAAAGAUUUUCUUCAGCUCAGCAGAUGGAUAUCACAUCAUUGAUGCAGAAUCUGAGGUUAUGUCUGAUGUGACCCUGCCAAAUAACCCCCUGGAAAUCAUUGUACCACAGAAUAUCAUCAUUUUACCUGAUUCCUUGGGAAUUGGCAUGAUGCUCACCUUCAAUGCUGAAUCCCUUUCCGUGGAAGCAAAUGAACAGCUCUUCAAGAAUAUCCUUGAUGUGUGGAAAGACAUACCAUCCUCCGUAGCUUUUGAGUGUUCACAGAGAACCACAGGAUGGGGCCAAAAGGCCAUAGAAGUCCGCUCUUUGCAGUCAAGGGUUCUGGAAAGUGAACUGAAGCGCAGAUCGAUUAAGAAGCUGAGAUUUCUGUGUACCCGAGGUGACAAGCUCUUCUUUACCUCUAUCCUGCGCAAUCGUCACAGCCGGGUUUACUUCAUGACCCUUGGAAAACUUGAAGAGCUCCAAAGCAAUUAUGGUGUUUAA
This is a messenger RNA of Budorcas taxicolor (takin), 4761 nucleotides long. It is a transcript of the gene NRK, whose product is annotated as Nik related kinase. The record is from RefSeq and is a predicted model, not a curated record. Gene Ontology annotation, biological process: protein phosphorylation. Gene Ontology annotation, molecular function: protein kinase activity; ATP binding. The transcript has 29 exons. Lineage: Eukaryota; Metazoa; Chordata; Mammalia; Artiodactyla; Bovidae. The coding region runs from base 1 to 4761 and encodes 1586 amino acids.